Messenger RNA from Helianthus annuus (common sunflower), 522 nucleotides. RefSeq lists its product as uncharacterized. Lineage: Eukaryota; Viridiplantae; Streptophyta; Magnoliopsida; Asterales; Asteraceae. The transcript has a single exon. The coding region runs from base 1 to 522 and encodes 173 amino acids. The record is from RefSeq and is a predicted model, not a curated record.
AUGGCUCAUAAAACAUCUAUUGGAACUACACCUUAUCGCUUGGUUUAUGGGAAAAAUUGUCAUUUACCAGUCGAGCUUGUACAUCGUGCUUGGUGGGCCAUUAAAGAGGUUAAUAUGAAAUACGAUGAUGCAGGAAAGGAGCGAAAGUUAAAGCUUUGUGAGUUGGAGGAGCUUCGGGAAGAAGCGUAUGAGUGUGCUUCUAAAUAUAAGGAUGAUAUGAAGAGGGCACACGACGCGAAUUUGAAGCCGAAGGAGUUUAAAGCGGGUCAAAAGGUUUGGCUCUACAAUUCAUGGCUCAAAUACUUUCCUGGAAAGCUUAAGAGUAAAUGGAUGGGCCCGUACGUGAUUACAUGGGUCGGGAAGCUUGGAGAUGUUAUAAUCAAGGACCCGAAGGAUGGGUCGAAGCAAACGGUUAAUUGGCAUCGCCUUAAACCGUUCCUUGAUGGUAACGAAGAUAAAAAGGAUGAGAAUGUGGAGUUGGUAAACUUCGUGCUAAGUGUGACAACUUAUGAGGUCAACUAA